UGGAGCUCAGAGGACGGAGAAGGGUGUGAAGGCAGAGCCCGAUGGACAGCCCGACAGUGCAGCCAUAUGUCGAUGUGGACAAGGGGUUUGCCAUUGGGUUUGUCAUCCUGAUGUGCUUCUUCCUGAUGGCCAUGAUUGUGAGGUGUGCCAAGCUGAUCGUGGACCCGUACAGCGCCAUCCCCACUUCCAUGUGGGAGGAGGAGCAAAUCAAUUGACUGGCAAUA
Dermochelys coriacea (leatherback sea turtle) is the source of this 224-nucleotide messenger RNA. It is a transcript of the gene CTXND2, whose product is annotated as cortexin domain containing 2. The transcript has a single exon. The record is from RefSeq and is a predicted model, not a curated record. The coding region runs from base 42 to 215 and encodes 57 amino acids. Lineage: Eukaryota; Metazoa; Chordata; Testudines; Dermochelyidae.